GAAAUUAAAUUUAGGAACUUAACGACACGAGAAGGAGCGAACAGGUAGUUCCGGGCAUCACAUGCAAUUGUACGCUAACACAGUAACACCCUUAUCGCUUAAAGUGAUUCUCUCUAUCUUCACUUUCUCCCUCUGCAUUUUCCGCCAUUUUCUCCCAAGAAUCUGACAUGGAAGACAAGGGUAGAAAAGUUGUGGUUUCCGCUCUUCAGUUUGCUUGCACCGAUGAUGUCUCAACCAAUGUCGCCACCGCCGAGAGACUUGUUCGAGAUGCUCAUAAACUGGGUGCAAACAUUGUUCUCAUUCAGGAACUCUUUGAAGGUUAUUACUUCUGUCAGGCACAAAGAGAGGCUUUCUUUCAAAGAGCUAAGCCCUAUAAGGACCAUCCUACAAUUACAAGGAUGCAGAAACUUGCAAAAGAGUUAGGUGUAGUCAUACCUGUUAGUUUCUUUGAGGAAGCAAACAAUGCACAUUAUAACUCAAUAGCCAUUAUUGAUGCUGACGGAACAGAUCUUGGAAUUUAUAGAAAAUCUCAUAUUCCAGAUGGACCAGGUUAUGAAGAAAAGUUCUAUUUUAAUUCGGGUGACACGGGAUUUAAGGUUUUCCAGACAAAAUAUGCAAAAAUUGGAGUCGCUAUUUGCUGGGAUCAGUGGUUUCCAGAGGCAGCCCGAGCAAUGGCACUUCAAGGUGCUGAGAUUUUAUUUUAUCCAACCGCUAUUGGAUCUGAACCUCACGACCAAAGCAUCGAUUCUCGUGAUCAUUGGAAACGAGUAAUGCAAGGACAUGCUGGGGCCAAUCUGGUACCUCUCGUGGCUUCAAAUAGGAUAGGAAAUGAGAUAAUUGAGACCGAGCAUGGAAAAAGUGAGAUAAAAUUUUAUGGAAACUCCUUCAUAGCAGGGCCUACUGGAGAAAUUGUUUCAGUUGCUGAUGAUAAAGAGGAAGCAGUUCUUAUUGCUGAAUUUGAUUUGAACAAAAUCAAAUCCAAGAGGCAUUCUUGGGGGGUAUUCCGUGAUCGGCGUCCAGAUCUAUAUAAGGUGCUUUUAACAUUAGACGGAAACAACCCUGUUUAAGCCUGGGAUGGUAUUCCGUGAUCGGCGUCCAGAUCUAGAUAAGCAUUUUACUUUGUCAGUGUUAUAUAAUUAUGCCUGGGAUGGUUUAAGCCUUUUCAAACUUCCAGAGCAUUUAUCAUCUUCCAAUAAGGCAAUGGUAGAACACAAAAACACCAUCAGUGAUUUCCAUGUAAUUCAAUAAAUAUUUGCAUUAAAGAUCAAUGAGCAAACUAUUUUUAUGUUUAUGUUUA
This is a messenger RNA of Lathyrus oleraceus (garden pea), 1297 nucleotides long. RefSeq names its product N-carbamoylputrescine amidase. Lineage: Eukaryota; Viridiplantae; Streptophyta; Magnoliopsida; Fabales; Fabaceae. The record is from RefSeq and is a predicted model, not a curated record. The transcript has 10 exons. Gene Ontology annotation, molecular function: N-carbamoylputrescine amidase activity. The coding region runs from base 168 to 1067 and encodes 299 amino acids.